ACUUCAUCUAUGCAAUGUUUCCUUCCUGUGCCAAGCUAAUCCAUAGAAAUAAAUCGUAAUUUAUUAUUUUACAUGCAGCUCGUGAAAAUGCUUCAAGAGCACAGUGCGACAUUUAGAUAAAUUUGACUCGCUGAGUACCCCACCACAACAACAAGUUGAGUGUUGAGAAGAAACUCUGCCAUUUUGGAUUACAUACGAUUUUUAAUUGUUUGACAAUAUUACUUCCAAAAUUGAGUUCAACGAGAAGAACACUAACAAAUGUUUAAAUGGACGCAUCGUCCAUCAUCACCCAAGUGUCGCGGGAUGACGAACAAUUAAGCAAUUUUUCACCAGAGAAAGUUCAGUUGCCACGGGUGGAAAAUGAAAUAUCAGUUCAAGGUCAGACUGGGAAGAAGCCCCGGCGUGGAUUGCUGCGCACUCUUCUCUGCUGCUUCAGUAGACAAGCAAGUUCAAAAAGUUCUAAAGCAUCAACGGGAAAUGAUGGUCGUUGCUCUCCCCCAGUUAGUCCGGGCUCACCCAAUUUUCUGCUGCCAUCUGUGCGACACUCGGACAUGCACAAAAAGUGUAUGGUGAUUGACUUAGAUGAAACACUGGUUCACAGUUCAUUCAAGCCUAUUAACAAUGCUGACUUUGUUGUUCCUGUGGAAAUUGAUGGAACAGUUCAUCAAGUUUAUGUCCUGAAGCGACCAUAUGUAGACGAAUUUCUUCAGAGGAUGGGAGAACUUUACGAGUGUGUACUAUUCACUGCAAGUUUGGCCAAGUAUGCUGAUCCUGUGGCUGACUUGCUGGAUAGGUGGGGUGUUUUCAGAUCGAGAUUAUUUCGAGAGUCUUGUGUGUUUCAUAGAGGCAAUUACGUGAAAGAUCUUAAUAAACUGGGACGUGAUUUGCAAAAAGUUGUAAUUGUUGACAAUUCUCCUGCUUCCUAUAUCUUCCAUCCAGACAAUGCUGUGCCUGUUGCUUCAUGGUUUGAUGACAUGACUGAUUCUGAGCUUCUGGAUCUGAUACCAUUUUUUGAGAAGCUUAGCAAAGUGGAUAAUGUGUACACAGUUCUCUGUAAUUCAAACCAUCCAUAUAACACGACAGCACCAUCCACAGUACCAUCACCACUGUCAAAUCAGCAGCAGCAACAGCAGCAGCAGCAGCAACAGCAGCAAUUACACAGCCUUCAAGUGAACAAUCAUACACAAUUGAAUGUGGGCUCGUAGCCAAGCUUGUAUGUUAACUUUGUUUUAGUCGAUCAGUGUGAACCUGUUGGUGUUAAGACAAGGCAGAAGCUGGGACCUGAAGUUAAAGGCCAUGCUGUUAAUCGUUAAAAGUGUGUAACUGUGAGUGCGAGUGAGAUGUGUCAGAAUCGUUUGAAAUUGUGUUAUUUGUGGUCACGGAAACCACAUGUUACAAAUGAAAUUUGCUUCAUCCUUUUCGAGAAAGUGCAGGACUUUGAUUUCCAUGCAAAACUAUUGCAUGAAUCAACUGUAACACUUCACUUUUGAUGCCUGUUGCAAGAGAGCAAGUGUAAAUAUUUUAUAAAAAGAAAUUCAGAAAUUUUAUCCAACAGUCCAAGUGCCAAUAUUGCCUUCUGAAAAGAUUAAUUGUUCCUCGUUGGCAAGGAAAGAAAUUAUUCAGCAGGUCAUGUUGUGUAUACAUGUAAGUGUGCCCAUGUGUUUCUGUGUGUGUAUGUGUGUGUGUAUUCUCGGUCCAACUCCCUCAACAAAGUCAACUCCCAGUUAUUUUUGCUGACAAGAAUAGUUUUUUAUAAUGAAAUCUGUUUCCCCAGAUUAUAUUACAAACAAUUUUGAUAAGGCAGAAUGAAACCCUGUGCAAUUUUUGUAACCAGUCAAGGGAUCUUGUAUAAUCUAUUGUCAUAUUUGCUUGUUACAUUUAGUAUGAUUUUACUCUGACUAGUGAAAGAUUUUAUGUACGACUAAAAAAUUAUAUAUAUAUACAUAUAUUUAUGGCACUAAUCAGCCACUGUAAUAAAUUAAUUUUGGAAUGAGUUACCUGCUGUACAGAGUAAAUUUGACAAUGAUUGAAGAAAUAAUUUGGUGUUACAGUUUUUAACAAUACAAACAGUCCUGAAGCAAGCAGUUACUUCACAUAUUUUAAUGCUCAGGAAAGUUUGGUGCUACUUUCUUUUUUUAUGUAACAUUAUUCAGGUACACACAAUGCCGAGAAAGAACAUAAGUUCAUGGGAAUUAGAAUUUGCAACCAAAAGAACAAUCAUAAAUAUGAGUUAUUAGCCCUCCUCUCCAUCUUUUACUUGCCUACCUUCAAGCAAGUAAAGCAAAAUUGCUUUUUAAAAAAGCAGUUACUUAUAGGACGCCAUUGAAUGAAUAAAGAAAAUGGAGUUGACAAAAUGAUGGUAGAUCUGUAAUUUGAGCUGUUAAAUUUGAUGUACUGUGGUUAUUUGCCACACACCUAUUAUAAGUAUGUGACUUUGCUAAUCUCUAUAGUGGCCUUAUACAAGCAUGCCAGCAUAUUGUGUUGGCAUGCUUGGAUGUGUGAUUUCGCAUAUCUUUGGCGAUAUUUACACAGCUUUUAUCUUUAUUAUAAUUUUUUACUCUGACUAUUUAUAUAUGUAUAAAAGAGAGUAACCAAGUAACCUGUUCAUGGAUUUCAGUAUUUACCCUUCUGGUGGUGGUUGCCAAUAUUUACUGUGGUAGGGCAACUCUGAUUUUAGUUCAACUCUUGCAGUACAAAUGAGCAUCACAAUAUCAGUCUGUACCAAUGAUUGGUUUUACUUAAUUGAUGUAUGUAUCAUCCAGGGGGGGGGGGGGGGGGGGGUUGUUUAUGUGCUACAUGAAUUGUUGGUUAAGAAAUUGAAGUUUUGUUUUAUUUUUGUAAAGUUUAUUGUGUACUCAUUAUGAAUCAUACUUAAGAUAUUUUGCAACAAAUAAACUGAAAUGUGCUUUUUGUUUUUCCUUGUGAAUGAUGAAAGUACCUUGUUUUAUUUAAUUUGUAGUUGAUCAGUGUGUACAUAAUUAAAAUGUAAUAUUCUACCCAUUUGCUUGUCUUCCUAAGUUUUAUUGCUUAUUUGUUAAAGAGAUUGUACUUAGACCUUAGAUUUGACACAUUAUAAAUUUGUGAAACUGGCUGGUUUUAAAAGUUGGUUCGGUGCUAUCUAUAACUGAAUGUGAUAAAAGUAAAUAAAUCUGUUCAGAAGACCAUUAUUUAUGGAAAGUGCUGUAUCUUUCUUUUAAUUACUUGUUAUAGACUUUAUUUAAAGACAUACCACAAUAAAGAAAGUUGUGCCUUCACAUUUUA
This is a messenger RNA of Schistocerca americana (American grasshopper), 3261 nucleotides long. It is a transcript of the gene hzg, whose product is annotated as phosphatase Herzog. Gene Ontology annotation, molecular function: RNA polymerase II CTD heptapeptide repeat phosphatase activity. Bases 267 to 1205 code for a protein of 312 amino acids. The transcript has 6 exons. The record is from RefSeq and is a predicted model, not a curated record. Lineage: Eukaryota; Metazoa; Arthropoda; Insecta; Orthoptera; Acrididae.